AUGUAUGAAAUAACAAAAAAAUUACCAAUUGCUGGAAUAGUUACAUAUGCUGAUUAUGAAUUAUUAUCUGUUUAUUCCAAAUCAAUGGCGAAUGCACAAUAUACAGCAUGUUAUGAUUAUGAACGAAUGUUUGAUUUAAAAUGUGCAUUAAAUGAUAUAAUAUAUAUGAUUCAUAAAAAGGUUCGAACUGAGUUGAAUGCUAUUGAACAAUUAUCACAGUCUCGUGAUAACAACUAUCGAGGUCGUCAGCAUUGUGGAAAAAUUUGA
Messenger RNA from Rotaria sp. Silwood2, 267 nucleotides. Lineage: Eukaryota; Metazoa; Rotifera; Eurotatoria; Philodinida; Philodinidae. The record is from the annotation of a GenBank genome assembly.